AUGGACGCGCCCUUACCGCCUGCACGUGAACUGUUCACAGAGGCAGUGAGAGCUGUUUUGGACACCUGGCCAGUGUUACAGAUAGCAGUUGACAACGGCUUUGGAGGGGCGUACAGCCAGCAGAAAGCGGAUUGGAUGGUGGAUGCCGUGCAGCAAUAUUUCCAUCAAAAUGCUGACUUGGAGCAGUAUGAAGUGGAGGACUUCCUGGCAGACCUGAUGAACAAUGAGUUUGACACAGUAGUGGAUGAUGGUAGUCUGCCUCAGGUAGCUUUGCAAAUAUGUCAGCUGUUCAAGCAGUGUGAACAAGGGAAGCUGUCAGAGGUCAGAGGUCAGAUUGCCCAGCUGACACAGAAGAAGAAUGCAGGGAGGGCCAAGGCCACACCUGUAGAAACCCCUGCCGAUGAGGAAGAGGAAGAAGAGAGCGAAGAGGAGGAUGGUGCAGAGCCUAUGGAAUGUGAAGGAGCGGCAGAGGGAAAAUCGUCAGCCGUGUCAUCCAAAGAGAAAGACCCCCCUCAACCCAUUUCCCCAGAGGAGGACGGCUGGACUGUAGUGCGCAGGAAGAAGUGAGGCGUUCAGUAAGCAUGCCCGAGGGAGGGAGUACCUGUGACCUGCUCAACUUGCCAUCUGAACUGACUCUACACAGGACACACUCACAAAUUACUUAUACUAUGGGUAUAGAUCUCUGUGUGUGUUCACCUACACUAUGUUGGCCCAGGUUUACAUGGGCCUUAGAGGAACAUCUGUUUUUUUUUUUAAGUAACUGAAUACAGUUUGGCAAAAAAUGAGAGGAAUACCAGACUUAAGGCUGGACACCCAACCACUGGGCAUAUAUCCAGCAGAAGUGUCUACUUGACAGAAUAUAUUUAUUCAGCUUUUUAUUUGUUGUGUACUUUAAACUGCCUGAAUUUGAAUUAUUAAGAACACUUUCAAGAGGAGUAUGCAAUAGAAACUUGUACUGAUAAUGUAUGACUGCAACAUCAAUAUUCAGGUGCAGUUACAAUGGUUAGAUGCCAGUGUUUUUGACAUCUAUGGUCUUAAAAUGAACAACAUUGUUCAUUCUUGCCCAGAAUUAUUUACAGCUCUGGGAUCUGAGAUUUCUCAUUGAAUUUAUAAGAUAUUUGCCAUGACCUGGUCUCUGAAACUUCUCAACAUGACUUAAAUUUAGUCUAAAAUAUUUAUUUUUUCUUUUUGACAUCAGUGUAAAUAUUCAUAAAUAUUGCUUGAUGGCAAAAAAGGCUGCAGUCCAGUUGGCUUUGCCUGCUUUUUCAGCCUCCUUCAGAGAAAGCUAAGGCAGGGAUACCUUAAGUGGUUGAUAUGAAGCGCUGAGCUCUGUAGGUGAACCAGUUCAUUAAUUAACUUUUGAAUCAGAGCCCAUUUCACCUGCAGUGCUUUUGGGCAGGGGUUCUAAACAGUCUGAAAGCAGGCAGUGGAACUGAAGUAAGAGCCAGAUCCGUGCCCCAAGACCGGCUGUGCCGUCCUGCUUUUGGCCGGUCCUCAGGGAACCCUCCCCUGGCACAUCUCCAUGUGCAUUUUAAUCAUCUUCUACAACUUGUCUGUAAUCCAAAAUCUGAUCUCAAAAUGACUUACCGUUUGUAAGGCUAAAAUAACAGAGACAGUCUCAGUCUAUGUUAUGUAUUAAAUCUAGUCAUUGCAUCAGAAUGAAGAGUCAAGAUUAUUUGUGAAGAUAUUUUGUUUCACAGCAGGGAACCAACAGCAAAGAUUUUGUUAUGGAUUGGUUCUUUAUCUGUCACUUUUUUGGUAUCUGCCAUGUACUUUUCC
Messenger RNA from Megalops cyprinoides (Indo-Pacific tarpon), 1779 nucleotides. RefSeq names its product TSR2 ribosome maturation factor (gene tsr2). Gene Ontology annotation, cellular component: nucleus. The record is from RefSeq and is a predicted model, not a curated record. Bases 1 to 567 code for a protein of 188 amino acids. Gene Ontology annotation, biological process: maturation of SSU-rRNA from tricistronic rRNA transcript (SSU-rRNA, 5.8S rRNA, LSU-rRNA). The transcript has 5 exons. Lineage: Eukaryota; Metazoa; Chordata; Actinopteri; Elopiformes; Megalopidae.